AUGACCUGGUUCCAAGAAAGGGAUAAAAAUUAUAAAUUCUUUCAUGCACAUGUUAAAGGAAGGAGGAAAAUGCUGCAGUUGAAAAGAAUUCAGAACUCUCAGGGUCAAUGGCUUGAGACUGAACAUGAAAUUGCUGAGGAGGCUGUUAGGUUCAAUCAAGCUCAAUUCCAUGAAGCAGUGGUUCCUACUCAGUUUGACAUCUUGAAGCAAGUACCUAUCAUGGUCACAAAUGAUCAAAAUGAAGAGUUGACUGCUGAUCCUACCAUGGAAGAAGUCAAGCAUGCAGUUUUUGGUUUGACUAAUGCAAGUGCUGGAGGGCCUGAUGGUUUCACAGGCAUGUUCUUUCAAGCAUGUUGGGACAUUAUUGGAGGGGAUAUAUUCAAUAUGGUGUGGGAUAUUUUCAGAGGACAUGAACUUCCAAGGUACAUAACUCACACAAAUCUGGUACUUUUGCCUAAGAAGCAGGAUGUUCAGACCUUUGGUGAUAUAAGACCAAUAAGUUUGAGCAACAUUGUUAAUAAUAUUUUCUCUAGAGUUAUACAUGAAAGGAUGGUUCACCUACUGCCUGAAUUGAUUUCACAGAAUCAAGCAGGAUUUGUGAGGGGUAGGAGUAUAGUAGAGAAUAUUUUGUUGACACGGGAGAUUAUUACUGAUAUUAGACUCAGAACCAAGAAAAGGAAUCAGGUUGUGCCUAAUGUAGUGAUGAAACUUGACAUGACAAAAGCCUAUUAUAGGCUGUCAUGGAUAUUUCUCACAAAUGUGAUGAGGAAAAUGGGAUUUUGUGAGAUGUUCAUCAGCUUCAUAUAUGAACUAGUUGGGAAUAACUGGUAUUUUGUGCUUAUCAAUGGCCAACCACAUGCUGCUGAAGUAUUGUCAAGGGCCUUAAAUUCCUUGCAUAAUAACUUGUGGUUUACUGGUUUUGGCUUGCCUAAGUGGAGUCCAAAAAUCAAUCACCUUUCCUAUGCAGAUGACACCAUCAUUUUCUCAUUAUCAUGUGAGAUUUCACUUGGCUUGAUCAUGAAGGUGUUAUCUGAAUAUGAAACAGCUUCAGGACAGUUGAUUAACAAAGCAAAGAGUUCUGUAUACCUACAUGAUGGGGUGGAAGAAGAGGUAUUCAAAAGGUGGAAAGGCAAGAGCAAGAUUGAAUUCUACACAGAACUGAUUGCAAAGGUAAGAAACAGGCUGCAGAGUUGGAAAGGAAAACUUUUGUCCUUUGGAGGAAGGGCAGUCCUUCUACAGCAUGUACUGCCGGCAAUGCCUAUGCACUUGUUGGCAGCUGUUGAUCCUCCAUCAUUUGUUAUUGACAAGUUGCACAAGAUCUUUGCUCAGUUUUACUGGAGUAACAAUAUAGGUGAAAGUGGCAGGCAUUGGGCAAAAUGGAAGAAGGUUUGUCUGCCUGUGCAGGAAGGAGGUUUGGGAUUUAGAUCACUUGCAAACAUGUCUAUGGCUUUGUUUGCUAAGUUAUGGUGGAAUUUCAGAACUAAACCAUCCUUAUGGACUGCUUUCAUGAGCAACAAAUAUUUAAAGAAGAAUAAUCCAAUCCUAGUCCCUUGGAAAGAAGGAUCUCAUAUAUGGAGGAAAAUGUUGCAGGCUAGGGAUAUGAUUGAUCAUCAAAUUUGGUGGCAGCUGAGAAUGGGUUCUUCAUUAUUCUGGUUUGAUAACUGGACUAGACUAGGCCCAUUAUACUUCAUUGUUCCUUCUGAAUUUCAUUGUAAUGAAGCCAUUGAGAAUGUUUCUGAUGUUGUUACUGAUGGUAGGUGGCAUGUACCUGCCAUUAGAAACAAUCUACCUGAGGACUUGGCUGAAUACAUAUUGGCUGAGGUAAAGCCACCUGCUAAACCUGGAGAGAUUGACAAGCCUUGGUGGAUGUUGGAGACAAAUGGAGAAUUUACUGUCAGAUCUGCAUGGGAAUAUAUAAGGAGUAGAGGUGAAAAGAAGGAGGUUUACAAGAAAAUUUGGAUCAAGGGAUUUCCAUUCAAGAUAGCAUUUCUGAUGUGGAGAGUAUGGCAUUUCAAAGUCCCUCUUGAUGAUGCAUUAAAGAGUUGGGGAUACCAUAUGCCUUCCAGGUGCUCUUGUUGUGUAGAACCAAAGGAAGAGAUUGUCCCUCACAUAUUCUUGAGAUGUGCAACUGCACAAGCAACAUGGACAUAUUUUUGUGCAGCAGCUGGAAUAAAUGUUGAUGGUAUGCACUUGCAUCAGUUUGUGCCAAAAUUACAAGUCACCAAGGUCCUGUGGAAAUUUCCACCUGGGGAUAUUUGGAAGUGCAACACAGAUAGGGCAACUAGAGGCAACCCUGGUAGAAGUUCCUUUGCCUUUUGUGUGAGAAUUUCAUCUGGAGAUUUGAUACAUGCAGAGCCUAGGACAAUGGGAGAAUGUACAAAUACUGAAUCUGAGGCACAAGCACUUCUGCAGGCUGCAAGAUAUUGUUUGUCCAAACAUGUUUACUCCUUCAUUCUGGAAACUGAUUCUUUAUUAUUGAAGAAUAUCUUGGAUAGAGAGUGGAAACCUUCAUGGAACAUUGCAUUUGUGGUUGAGGAGCUAUUAGAGAUCAUGGACCAUGCAGAGGUACAGGUCUUGCAUAUUAUGAGAGAGGGUAACCAGUUGGAUGAUCAUCUUGCUAACUAUGCCCUUGAUCAUGGAGAGAAUCAGAACAAAAAGAAGAUAUUGAGGAUGGAUUCUGGUGUGGAGUCCAACAUGUCUCAUCUUACUCAAGUCCUUUUGGAGGAGAGUUAUAAACUAUGCAGUAGGAAGAAGGUACAAGGCAUCAAGUUUCAUCAUCUGGAUCAAAUCUGUCAUGAUAUGGAACAGAUGUGUUUCAAAGAAAAGGAGGGUAAUGCUACUUUGAUUCUUGCACAGAACAUGAUAAGUAUGCAGUUCUAUCAGUGUACCAAAGGGCAAUAUUGCUGGUUUUUCAUGGAUUCACAUAUGGAAAUCCUGGAGAACCUGAGACCUUUAAUAGAUUCAAUAUGA
This is a messenger RNA of Lycium barbarum (goji berry), 2970 nucleotides long. RefSeq lists its product as uncharacterized. The transcript has 6 exons. The record is from RefSeq and is a predicted model, not a curated record. Lineage: Eukaryota; Viridiplantae; Streptophyta; Magnoliopsida; Solanales; Solanaceae. Bases 1 to 2970 code for a protein of 989 amino acids. Gene Ontology annotation, molecular function: RNA-DNA hybrid ribonuclease activity; nucleic acid binding.